Cololabis saira (Pacific saury) is the source of this 2458-nucleotide messenger RNA. Its product is annotated as zinc finger protein 436-like. Gene Ontology annotation, biological process: regulation of transcription by RNA polymerase II. Gene Ontology annotation, molecular function: RNA polymerase II cis-regulatory region sequence-specific DNA binding; DNA-binding transcription factor activity. Bases 259 to 2163 code for a protein of 634 amino acids. Lineage: Eukaryota; Metazoa; Chordata; Actinopteri; Beloniformes; Belonidae. The transcript is spliced from 4 exons. The record is from RefSeq and is a predicted model, not a curated record.
UUGUCAGUGUUUGAAAAAAGCAUCUUGGAGUAUGAAGAAGAGCUCGACCGUCAGCGCAGACUGUUGGACCUCGCCUGGAAACCUGAAAUCAGACUCCACAGAGUCGAACUCCCACAAGAAAAUGUUUGUAAGGUGGAGGAGGACGGGGUUUUCAGUGACCAGCACCUGGAUAACCUGGAGAGGAGCUGCAGCCCAGACCAGGAGGAACCAGGGCAUCCACAAACUACAGAACUGGAGGAAGACUCCAGCGGUCAGGAGAUGAAGCACGAGGAUGUAGAGGUGGAUGUCUCAUUGGUCAAUGUCGCUGAUGUGAAAGUUGAAAAUAGUGAACCAGGACCAAACUGUGGCAAGCUGCUUUUGCACACUUCUCCUGAAGCUCAAAGCAAAGAUGAGGAAGGGACUGAAAGUUUACGCUCAGACUCCAGUAAAACUGCAGAUCCGGAGCCAAUGAGACGACACGGUGACCACGAAGAUGCUGCUGUCCCGUCAGACAGCAACUGUAAAUCAAAGCUGACCAGGACCCACACGGGGAAGAAGGCGUUUUCUUGCAGCACUUGCAGGAAAGAGUUCAGUAAAAGUUGUAAUUUAAUGGCUCACAUCAAGAUCCACACUGGUGAAAGGCCGUACCUGUGCAACACCUGCGGAAAAUCGUUUACUAAAUCAUCAGAUCUUAAACGGCACAUAACCACGCACACGGGCGACAAGCCUUACAUCUGCAAAACAUGUGGUAAAAGUUACAGGCUACGUUCCCACCUGCUGGUUCACUCGAGGAUCCACACGGGCGAGAAACCGUACCUGUGCAACACCUGCGGAAAAACCUUUACUCAAUUAUCAGCUCUUAAGAGCCACAUAACCACGCACACGGGUGAGAAGCCCUACAUCUGCAAAACAUGUGGGAAAAGUUAUAAGCAACUUUCCCACCUAGUGGUUCACUCGAGGAUCCACACCAGUGAAAGGCCGUACCUGUGCAACACCUGCAGCAAAACCUUUACUAGAUUAUCAGAACUUAAAAGCCACAUAACCACACACACGGGCGAGAAGCCAUAUUUGUGCAAGACGUGCAACAAAGGUUUUAGCCGCAGAAUUGGUUUGAAAAAUCACAUGAAAAAUCACCCAGAGGAGAAGUCUGGUGACUCAGAGCCACAAGAAAAUGUUUGUAAGGUGGAGGAGGACGGGGUUUUCAGUGACCAGCACCUGGAUAACCUGGAGAGGAGCUGCAGCCCGGACCAGGAGGAACCAGGGCAUCCACAGACUACAGAACUGGAGGAAGACUCCAGCGGUCAGGAGAUUAAGCACGAGGACGUAGAGGUGGAUGUCUCAUUGGUCAAUGUCGCUGAUGUGAAAGUUGAAAAUGGUGAACCAGGACCAAACUGUGGCCAGCUGCUGUUGCACACUUCUCCUGAAGCUCAAAACAAAGAUGAGGAAGGAACUGAAAGUUUACGCUCAGACUCCAGUAAAAUUGCAGGUUCGGAGCCAAUGAGACGACACGGUGACCACGAAGAUGCUGCUGUCCCGUCAGACAGCAAAUCAAAUCUGAUCAGGACCCACACAGGGAAGAAGCCGUUUUCUUGCAGAACUUGCAGGAAAGAGUUCAGUAAACAUAGUUUUUUAAUGGAUCACAUUAAGAGCCACACUGGCGAAAGGCCGUACCUGUGCGACACCUGCAACAAAACCUUUACUAGAUCAUCACAUCUUAAACGCCACAUAACCACGCACACGGGCGAGAAGCCCUACAUCUGCAAAACAUGUGGAAAAAGUUACAGGCUACGUGCCCACCUGGUGGUUCACUCGAGGAUCCACACCGGCGAAAGGCCGUACCUGUGCAACACCUGCAGCAAAACCUUUACUACAUCAUCAAAUCUUAAAAGCCACAUAACCACGCACACGGGCGAGAAGCCCUACAUCUGCAAAACAUGUGGAAAGAGUUACACGCAACGUUCCACCCUGGUGAUUCACUCGAGGACCCACACCGGUGAAAAGCCGUACCUGUGCAACACCUGCGGAAAAACCUUUACUGAAUCAUCAACUCUUAAACAGCACAUAACCACGCACACGGGCGAGAAGCCAUAUUUGUGCAAGACGUGCAACAAAGGUUUUAGCCACAGAAUUGAUUUGCUGAGUCACAUGAAAAAUCACCCAGAGGAGAAGUCUGUUGACUCGUGACAAAUGAAGCUCAUGUUGUCGUCCCCGGGGCAGCUGUCCACUCCUGUCUGACCCACAGAAGAAGAACCCGCAGAAGUCCAACCACCACCUCCUGUGGCUGAUGAGCCUAAUCCCCUCCCCACAAGGGUUGCAGGUUCAACCUGGAUUUAUGCUUCUCCGUCAACUUGACACAGAAGGAACGAUAUGGUUGUGUACUUUUUUUUAAAGUUCUGCAUUAAGUUUGUUUGAAUCUCUUUUCCUUCUUAAAAUUGUUUUAUUUUUUGCUGUUGGUAACUUACCGUCCCCACGGUGCAAA